UUUCACUUUUGUGCUUUGGAUGAAAGCCUCUGCUAAAUGCAUAAUGUAAAGCAAGACAAUAGGGAAUUUUUAGGAUUUUUUUAAAUUAAUAUAAUAAGUAAUAUUCGGGUCUGCGAUAUUUCUUUGCAUAGAAAUGUUGAUUGUUGAUGUAAUAUCUAUUAAAUGAUUUGUAAAAGCAAAAACUGGUUUUCACAAACUGGUUGGUUUGGUUUUAAUGAUUUACUUUAGGGGGGGAUAAUAAGAUAAACGGAUCGAAAUGAUUAAAUCGAACAUAAAAAUGGAAAUAAAAAAGCUAAAUGGAGGCAUUAAAUUGUUUACAAAAUAAAAGUUUUUGGUGUUGCUGAACUGCAAAAAACGCUUUUCCAUUUUUAAUUUUAUAGUUGUGUUAAAUAAAAGUAGCCUAUUAGUUAACGUUCUGUAUCACAUGUCAUAAGCACGAAGGAGAUCCACAAAAUAUAGCCAUGUCACAAAUCCUAAUUGUAUUUAGCCUGUGAAUUAAAAAUGACGUCAUUUCCGGAUCGUAUUCUUCAGCACAGAAGCCAUUGCAAAAUCAGUGACAUCACAGCAGCUUUGAAGCUUGAACCGUAUAUAUAUUUAUCUAAAAGUGUCUCCUGUGACGCAGAAGUCUUGACGUAACGUGUGCGUCGGCGCUAGAGGGCGCUGUGUGAGCCGCGCAUGCGCGCUGAGCUUUGUGUACUUUCAUAUACGUUCAGCCUCUCUCAGGACGUUCCGCGUUUUAAUCCGACGAAAUGAGCUUUUAUUCGCCGGAUAUCUCAAUAUCGCGAGCGGCGUUUUAAAAAUACACAUCCCGAGCUGCUUUAUUCCGCUCCAGGAUGAAGGCGACAGAUCAGCGACGCUUCGUUCAGUGCGCAGAACCUCUGAACGCUUUAAUGGGCUUCAGAUCAUAGUUAAAAGGUUUUAAGAUGUUACGAGGGAUCCUUUCACUGUAACUGUCAAGGUACUCUUUUUAGGAGGAACCAUAAACAGUCAAAGUGUGCUACAGCGUUUGAAGUGAACACGAUCAGCAUGACCCUGGUGUUGACCCCUGCGGCCGUGUGCCAGUGCUUCACGCUGGUGUCGCUGUGCACGUCCAUCGCAGAUCCCAACUGGAUCCAGGUCCAGAACUGCUCUGAUUCGAGCAGCAAGCUCAUCUACGGCGUGGCCUUCACGCUGCACGCCUAUCAGAACCUCACAGACACCGGUCCGCUGGGAGGUCUUCACGGAUGGGGAAUGUGGCUGCUGUAUGCUCUGGCCGUCCUCUGCUACGGCGCCGUCCUGUUGUCCAGCUGCUCUUUCCUGCUGGACUUCCUCGGAGCGGCGGUCACUCGCUCAAAGCUGGUGAUGUCCCUGCACGUCUUCACAGCGCUCCUCUGCGUGGCGGUGCUGGGUGUGUGUGUGGCCUGUAUGAGUGUGAUCGAGCGCAAUCUUCAGCGAGGGAAGGCCGAAAGCCGGCCGGCGCUCUGCAUGUCUGCAGGAGAGAGCUUCUACAUCGAGAUGCUGGGCCUGCUCUUCUCCUUCAUAGCCUGCGCUUUGGCCCUCAGGGGCCGCCCGAACCCCGUCAGGCCCUGCGAGUACCUGAGCGUGGAAGGAGCGGACAGCGACACGGAGCCUCUGAUCGGCGGAGCCGAGAGGGACGACUGACAAGAACAGGUGAUCUCAGGAGCUCGUACGGAACCAAUCAAAUCCUGAAUUGAAGAAUCGGCUCCUUCUGAUUCGUCAGUGUGAAUUUGAAUCGAAUUGAACGGGGAACGCUUCCGUGGAGGUUCUCUCAACGUCGUCGACAGAAACAUCUGCAGAGGGUUUGUUCAGGGUUAUCUCAUCUCUGUUAAUGUUUUAAUAACGACGUUAGCACAAGAACUUAAGUUUGGGAAGUUUUUGAGUUUGGGUCGGUUGUUCAUCCAGCGUUUUUUAAACGUUAUUUAAUAGUUACCAAACAUUCCAAAUAUCUGAACGCAGAAGGAUUAAACGGAACGUUCUUUCACUGUUUGAAUAACCGAGAAAAAACAUUUUAAAUAUUAAAAUACGAAAUUACCUGAACACAGAACGGUCAAAACAUUAUGUCAUUGAUAUAUUUAUUAGCUGAUAUGUAGAGCUGAGUUUUCAGAAUUGAUUUGGAAUAAUGUUGUGAAAGCAACGCGUCGUUUUCAGAUAAUUGUUUUUUACUCUAUAUUUAAAUCUCAGGGACAAACUAAAGCAUUCUGGGUUUAAAGCACAACAAUCCAUGAACUCACAUUUAAUUAGGUAGGACUUUAUUAGUAGCGAAAGACAUUGACGUUUAUAAUUAGAAAUCUCUUUAGAUGAAUUAAAUUCACAUUUUCCACACAAUUCCAAAAAUAUUAACAUCAUCUAAUGUUCCUAAAGUAGCCUAAAUGUUGUGUGAUGGGUGUGUUUAUGGGUAACUUGUUAUUAACGUCUUAAUGCAUUUGGUUCCAUUUUAAUUCUACGUAAUUGGCAAUUCUAUAUCCUGUUUGCUGCCUCAAUUCAGAUUCAUUUCGUAUUCAGCGUUCCCCUCACUGAUGAUGAGUUAGGAGCUAAAGAGAAGGACACCAAGAGCUCAGAACCCAUAUUUAUGAUGAUACCAAGUGCUCUAGGUCAGAAUAAAAUAAACGCUGAGUUAAAUACACGAUGAAGAUUAUUUUGGAUGUCGGAUUAGAUGUGUUUCUGUAGCUCUUGCUCCAUCGGUUCUGCAGCGCACUUUCCGUUCAGCUUUUCUCUGCUUUCAGACCAACUGAGUGCUCGCUCGCUUUGUUUCAGGGUUUAUAAACGAACGCUCUCAGCCUUCAUGCCAGCGCUUUAUGAUGCAUAAUCGUCGUUAUUAUUCAGUUUGUACGUAAAUAAGAAUAAAUACAAAUCGUAUAAUGCUCUAUGUAAUCUAGUUGGCCGUGUUCCAGACAGCGAGUGUGAACAGAAAGUGGACUGAGACCCGAUCCGCAUUUAGAUCGCUCCGCUUUCUAGUGCACUGGAAGCAAACAGAACAGAAGGGUGAAGCCUAGCAUGUUCAGGGCUGGUUUUAUUUUGGCAGUCAGUGAUUUCCGUAGAGAAACUAAUGAACAAAUUUAACGUCAAUCCUCUACGUGCCUUGAGCUUCCUGGAAGAAAAAAACAUCCACAAGACUUACAUUUUAUUUAUUCAAGAGUUCGACCUGUGGGUUUUUUUUUCCCGUACUGUAUUUGUAUUCCCUCUUUUAACCAUAAUCAUAUUGCACUAUUUUUCUCUAUUUAUUUGAUGUUCUAGUAUUUUACUGUGAUGUUUUGUUCUGUCAUCGUUCACAAACCUUUCUCUCAUUGACAGGAGGAUUAUCAGUGAACGAUGAAUUAAACGUGUUCCGUAGGUAUUAUAGUUAACUAACGCUGAAAUCAAAAAACAUUUUGUUACAAGAAAUGGAAAGUGUCCAGAAAAAGUGUGAUAAUUUCCACAAAAUCCUCUGAUGUUUCAACGUUUCUGGAAGGUUUGGGAAAUGUUCUUGAAAUGUUUCGCUUGAAAUAAAAUAAACGCAAAAAAUGCAAACGUUUUAGUUCCACAGGUUGCAGCAGUUCUCACCAAAACGAUAUAAACUGCAACCGACAAAAUUCACAUCAAUCACUAAAACCUGAACUAAAAAUAAAGUGAAAACAAAGUAUAAAAAUGCAAUCUAAUACAAAGACUAUAGGAGUGUAAUGAUGCUGAAAAACCCUUUCAAGUUCAUGAAAGUUUAUGAAUUGUUUAGAUGAAUUUUGGACACUUUCCCGCUUCUUUGUGUGGCUUGAAAGUCAAUAGGGUUGGAGCAGCAUGACAGAGAGUGAACGAAUCUGUAACGAAUCUGUGAAUCUGUAACGAAUCUGCAGUGGUGCAAUAUUUGAUUUCUCCUUAUAAAACACUGUGAGGCUGCUGUGUGGAGUAUAAAUACACCCCGGGUCUGAGGAGGAGUUGCAGAGUUUGCGUUUACGAUUAAACCCCUUUUUAAUUUGACGUCAUGUGAACAAGCGCAUCUGUCGUCUCCCUCCCUCCGGGGUCCGGGCUGAUGGCCGAUCGGUGUUCCUGUAGAAAAACGCGCCUCUCUGGAAUCGUGGGACGCGGAGCUCGGCUGUGCCUUAAUUUCUCGGCUCUCCCUAAUUAGACUGCAUCCAGCGCCUCUCUCUCCGUCACGUGACGCCAGCUUCUGCUCCAGUUGGACGGAGACCAUCGCCAUAGUAACCUUGAGAAGUUGUUGAUGUCACCGAUGAAUUUGUGAAUGGAGAGAGAGAGAAAGCGGAGCGAGAUAGGAGAUGUGAUGUUUAUCAUGUUGAACCCGAGCUCUACAUCUGUUCACCUGUGGAUCUGUGGCACUGAUAUAUGCUCUGUUUGUGUGUUUAUGAGGAAACGCUCUGCUUCUGAUGUUUGGUGUGAGUUUGUUUUUAGAGCUGUGCAUGCAUGUACCGACCCUCGUUCUGAUUUUGUUGCUCGACUGAAGUUGAAGCUAAAUGCUUAAUUGAAUGUUUAAAUUAAAAUAACGCUUCAAACAA
Puntigrus tetrazona (Sumatra barb) is the source of this 4481-nucleotide messenger RNA. Its product is annotated as transmembrane protein 127. Lineage: Eukaryota; Metazoa; Chordata; Actinopteri; Cypriniformes; Cyprinidae. The record is from RefSeq and is a predicted model, not a curated record. Bases 1027 to 1641 code for a protein of 204 amino acids. The transcript has 5 exons.